Molecule: messenger RNA, 6144 nt
Organism: Bufo gargarizans (Asiatic toad)
Lineage: Eukaryota; Metazoa; Chordata; Amphibia; Anura; Bufonidae
Gene: ITIH5
Product: inter-alpha-trypsin inhibitor heavy chain 5
Exons: 14
Coding region: 80-2932 (950 amino acids)
Biological process (GO): hyaluronan metabolic process
Molecular function (GO): serine-type endopeptidase inhibitor activity
Source: RefSeq, a predicted model, not a curated record
UGUCUCAGAGGCAUCUCAACCAGCUGCAGACUGGCAUGUUCCCACUGUACAUGUAGAGACCCAGCAGUGCCACAGACAGAUGCCAGUCCUCCCUGGGAGAAUCACUGCACCCUCAGGAUUUAACAUGAUCUUUCUGGUCGAGCUCUGCUUCUGCUUCUCUCUUGUCCUGGGAAAUCAGGAAACUGAGAAUACUGAGAGUAACUUGUUUGAGUUUACAAUCACAAAUGGCAUUGCUGAAAAAGUUGCAUCUCGGUUUCCAAGACAAGUACCAUAUGCAUCACGGAGGGAAAUCAGGCCCAUUGUUACUGACUUCACUGUGAAAUCCACCAUUAUGUCUCGCUACGCCUUCACUGCCGUGGCCUGCACCAUGGUGAAUAGGGCUGUAGAGGCGAAAGAGGUUGUAUUCCAGAUGCAGAUCCCAGCCGCAGCCUUUGUCUCUAACUUCACCAUGAUAAUUGGAGGCAGAACCUAUCAUAGUGAAGUCACAUGGAGGAAAAAAAAUAGAGAAAACAAUAUGCUGGAUUAUGAAAAAGAUAGAGGGGAGAAUGGAAUGGAAACAUUUAAUGCAUCUGCCGUAAUCCCAGGUCGAAAUAAAGCAGUUUUUCUGCUGAAGUAUGAGAAGCUUUUGCAAAGACGUCUGGGAGUGUAUGAGCAUGCAGUCAGUGUCCGUCCACUGCAGUUAGUAGGCAACCUAUUGGUGGAGGUCAAUAUUUUGGAAACAUCUGGAAUUACUUAUCUAGAGGUUCUUCCUCUUCAGAACAAGCAGAAGAGUAAAAAUACUGAUGGACCAGCCCCUCCUCCAUCCACGGUAAUCAAUCAGACCGAAAACUUUGCAAGGAUAACAUUUAAGCCCAAUGUGUUCCAGCAAGCAAAGCUAAUACAAAAUGGGAUUCUGGGUGAUUUUGUUGUUCGCUAUGAUGUCAGAAGAGAGUUCAGUGUUGGAGACAUUCAGGUGUUAAAUGGAUACUUUGUGCAUUACUUUGCACCCACAGAUCUGCCCCCACUGCCAAAGAAUGUGGUUUUUGUGAUUGAUACAAGCGCUUCUAUGGUAGGAACUAAAAUUAGACAGACUAAAGAAGCUUUAUUUACUAUUCUUCGGGACCUGAGGCCUGACGAUCACUUUAAUAUAAUAGGAUUUUCCAAUAAAAUCAAAGUUUGGCAGCCAAACGAGCUAGUCAAAGUCACGCCUAACAAUAUCCGAGAUGCGAAAAAAUUUAUUUUUGGCUUGUCACCCACAGGAGGUACAAAUAUAAAUGGUGGUAUCCAGACAGCAUCAAAUCUCCUAAAUGAUUAUCUUGCUAAUAAUGGCAAGCAUGAGAAGAGUGUCUCUCUGAUUAUUUUCCUGACUGAUGGGCGACCUACUGUCGGGGAGAUUGAAUCUAGCAGAAUCUUGAGAAAUACUAAAAACGUUAUUCGAGAAAAGUUCUGUCUGUUCAGCAUUGGAUUUGGAAAUGAUGUGGAUUUUCACCUGUUAGAGAAACUGUCUCUGGAAAACUGUGGCAUGAUGCGUAGGAUCAGUGAAGACGAAGAUGCUGCACUUCAACUUAAAGGGUUUUAUGAUGAAAUUGGGACGCCUCUGUUGUCUGACAUACGCAUUGACUACCCAGAAGACAGUGUUGAGUACAUAACUCAGAACAUGUUCUAUAACUACUUUAAUGGGUCUGAAAUUGUGGUGGCUGGAAAGCUUCUUAACCAUUCCAAAGAUAUCCUGCACGUAGAAAUCAAAGCAAGCAACAGCAAUAAAUAUGUUAUCCUUGAAGCAGAUAUAAAGAUUGAAGGUGCUGGACAAAAUGAGAUUACUGGAUCUGAAAUCCUUGAGGACGGUGAGGAAUACAAGAACCACAUAGAACGGCUGUGGGGUUACCUGGCAUUCAAGGAAUUUCUGACAGCUUGGCAUAAAAGUGACAGUAAUGUCGAGAAAGAAACAAUUACAAGAAAAGCCAGCAAACUUGCACUGAAGUAUAAUUUUGUGACUCCAUUUACAUUGCUUGAGGUCAAAGACAAUGGAUUCCAGGCAGAUUUUCCCAAAGAGGAUUCAAGCCCCCUUUAUACAGAGGGGAUUGGUCAGAAACUACUCACACUGCAAGGGAAAAAAGUUACUCAAGAAAUUCCAUCUAAACUAGCAAGCAAGAACAAACCAACGAUGUCAAAAACAUCAGCGGAUGGCGAUCCCCAUUUUGUUGUCGACUUCCCAUUGAGUAAGUUGACAGUGUGCUUCAAUAUUGAUGGUGAACCCGGUGACAUACUGAGACUUGUGUCAGACCACAAAAACUCUGGUGUAACUGUAAAUGGAGAGUUGAUAGGAGCUCCAGCCCCACCCAAUGGUCAUAAGAAACAAAGGACCUACUUCAGCAGAAUUACCAUUAUCAUUAAUAAGCCAAGGCGCACCUAUAUAGAGGUCACUCCUUUCAAGGUCAUCUUGGACAGUAGAGACCGCCUCGUUCUCACAUGUGACAAGAGUGCAACAGUGAACAACGAUGAUCUGAUGGUCUCCAUUGCCGCUAAAUCAAAUGUCACUGUAACCAUCCGAGGGACCAUCAGCUUUGUAAUUCUGGUUCAUCUCUACAAAAAUCCAGCCCCAUAUCAGAGAAAUCACUUGGGAUUUUACAUCUCUAACAGCAAAGGAUUGUCUGCUAAUUCUCAUGGACUUUUAGGUCAGUUCUUAUAUAAUGAAGUUAAAGUCACCAAUGUGUCAGUAAGCACCAAAGGCCAAGCCCCAACCCAAGCUUCAAAUGUUAUCAGUAUGUUGAAGGUGAGAAAUCGCUCAAUCCCUGUGAUUAGAAAGCAAAGAAAAUUGUAUAAUGGUCUUCACCAAGUAGACUGUUGGUUUGCGAAAAACAAUGCUGAAAAACUGAUCGAUGGAAUUUAUCACGAUUAUCUGGUAUCUCAUCUUUUCGACUGUGGGAACGAUUUAAUAACCAAUGAAAUUUAAAGCAGAAAAAAAUCAUCAUGGACAACAUUGGUUAUAUUCAGCCAGGAGGCGAUUUGUGGAACUAGAUGAUGAUGCCAGUUUUCUUACAUAUGAAUCUAUCAUACAUAGUGGGUAUAUACUGCAGUAUUUAUGGGUUACAGAAAAUACUGCGACUUACUUGCACAAAGUGUUAUUUGAGAACAGUUCAAAAUGGACCAAAGCAAAUGUUUUCUAUGUAGUCGACACGAUGCUCAACCUCAUCACUGCAUAAAUACUGUAGGUGCAAAAGGCAAAGAUUUAUUUUAAUCAUACUUCCAUAUUGUAUUGUAACUACUUGUGUGCAAUGAAGGGCUGCAUUGUUUACUAGAGUCAUUUACUAAAUUGUUUUUUUACUAAUCACCCUAUUUUUUCAUUUGGGUUUAAAUGUAUUUUGUUGAAUGGAUUGUCUUAUGGAUACUUUACGUCAAGAACAUUUUAAUCAAUGAAUAAACCACUUCCAUUUUAACAUAUACAAUAGAAUUAUACACAGUUAAUACAAGAGAAUGUGUUACAUAGAGCACUAGAUACAUUUGAAGACUGGAGGAUCCUAUAUACAUUGAGAUUGAGACAAGUUUACAUUGGUUUAGUUGAAUGUGAACAUUCAGUAAGGAUUAUACCACUGUAAGCAGAUUUUUUGUCCGGCCAAAUCCCUGCACUAAUGUCAAUGGACUCCUGCAGGGAAAGGUAGUAUCAGGCUGUGCCGGAAAUGAUGAACUCUGGAGGGCUGUUCCUCUACUGGAAGAGCCUGCCAGAACAUUUUAGUGCUAGUGUGAAACUACCCUUGCCUAACAUCUUGGAUAAACAUAUCUUUAGAUGAGUUGUGCAAGAUGACCAGGGCAGAAAAAAAAAAGGAUGGUUUUAGAACACUGUGCCAAGGGUUAUUAUGCUACAUGUUUUUAUUUGUGGCAACCUGGUAGAUGUGAAUGGCAGCCUGUUAAGGGUUUUUUCUAGUGGCCUUGACAAUUUCAGGACAAAAGUCCCGAUUGGACAGUGAUCGGGAAUACUUUAAGUGGGUGCAGUUAUGUCCUUUAGGUAACUGGCCACCUACAAUUCCUCCGAGUACUCCGGUUUCCUCCCACAAUCCCCAAAAUAUACAAAAUAGGGAAAUUGGCUUCCUAUGAAAUUGACCCUAGUGUAUGUUGCGUGUUGGGGUUGAGUGCCUACAUGGCUACCACUGACUUCCCAGGGAAUUGCCCCAGGUACAUACAGGGGCGUAGCUAAAGUCUCAUGGGCCCUGGUGCAAGAGUUCAGCUCAGGCUCCCCCUUCCCUCAGUGCUUUGUUGCCAGGGGAGGCACAUAGAAUUCUUGUUGCCUGAGGAAAAAAUUGAAACGGCACCCCUCCAAUGCCAAAUUCUUGACCUAAAAUCUUCCCUCCAACCAGAGGUGAAACUUGACCAGCAUGGACUUUCUAUAAUGCCAGUUUCUUCUUAUGCAGCACAAGGGUCUUUGGGCCCCCUCAGGCUCCUGGGACCAGUAGCGACUGCUACCUCUGUACCCCCUAUAGCUAUGCCCCUGCACAUAACUAUACCUGUGCUUUGAGUCCCUGUGAGAAAUAUGCAUAAAAAAUGUUUGUCAUUGUCAUACAAUAUUUUUAAACUUACAGAGGUCAUUCCUUUAGCAUCACACAGAUCUUAAACAUUUGGAUCUAUAACCUACGUUGCAAUGUAAUUCAUAAAGGAUAUAGGACACAUGUAGCCAACAGUUGUAGGUAUGUCUUGUAAAACAUCUAGGUAUAUGUAGGACAUCUAUACCUGGAAGCUGUUGCCAGUGUCUACGUCAUCAGCAGGGAUUAUAAAGCUAAACAUGUCAAGAACCCCAUAAAGCAGUGCUUCCCAAACCUCAAACUCCAAAAUCACUCAAAAUUGGGUGUGCUACUAAAAUAUAUCUGCAAAUCUCACAAAGUAUUCCUAUUCAGAUGCAAAUAAUUGAAAUUAUCCAAAUUAAUUUGUUAAACUGACAUAAAGAUCACACAGAAAUAUUUGUAUAAUUUCACGUGUGGCCUUUUCUUAAUUAUCUCUCGUCACUUGCCUGUGCAGUGAGUGUUUUAGCCACACUAAAUAAAAAGGACUUUCUGAUAACCACGUCCUUUUUGGGUCAUGAGCUGAAAAGUUUGUGAAGUGCUGCCAUAAAGGAUUCACCUCUUACGCAGAUAUAGGAUAGAUUCGUAAAAGCACUGUAACAGGUAGAAACCCUGAUGUAUACACUACUAGUAAUAGAUUUACCAAAUAAGAUAGUGGCGAAUGUAUCUAAAGAUACAGAGAUAUUAUCAUGUUACUUGUUAGUGACAGCAAUAAACUAUUUCAUGUUACAAGUUUCUUCCAGAUGAUAUUCAAAAAAGGACACAGUCAUGGAGUCUGUGAAUGCACUGAAAUGUAACGUGUCAUUGGACUUUGUGUUUAGCUCCUACUGUACAUCCAGUAUAGACUGUUACUUUCUGUAUAUAAGCUGAUUUUGAUCACAUAAAUGUAAGGCCCCAUUCACAUGAGCCUAUAUCAAGCUUGUAUUAGAUGUGUAUUUUAAAGGCCCAGAAGCUAAUAUAUUGAUAUUCACACAGCCAUAUUUUUGUAAUUUUGUAUUGUUAUAUGCAAUCCCCAUUUCUAAGUACAGUCAUGUGAAUAAAGCAGUCUGCAGAAAAUAUGGAUAGAAAUAUACAUUAAAAAACACUGAUAAGACAUGGCGCUUUAGGCAUACCCCUACAUACUGAGAACAGGGGUACCUAUGCGUAUGUCUAUAGGGGUUAAAACCACUUUAUUAAUGCCUACAAGGUUUGGCAGAACCUCACCUGCUGCCAGGGAAAAUACAUUCUUAUGGUUCAACCCUAUCACUUGCUCUAAAAUAAGUGGUAUCAGACUUGUGUGAAAACCUGGUUCUCUGCCUUGUAGACUUAAAGGGGACAUCAACAUCCUUUAGCAUCAAUUUUUUUUAAAAGUAGCUGUAAUUUUGUAAUAGAUUUUUUUUUAACCUGUAUUGCUCCUUUCUUCUGUUUUAGGCUGUGAUCACAUGACCAUGUCCAUGCAGCUCCUUCUUAAUUCCUGUAUUUUAUAUCCAUACAGGGGCAGUGUCCAUAUAAUUAGCUGGGUGGGAGGAGCUAUAAACUAUCUGGGUGUUGUUAGGGACAGUGAUAGGGGAGCGUCUAUGUAACUAGCUGGUGGGAGGAACUAUAAACUAGCUGGGUGUCGUUAGGGGCAGUGAUA